AUGGCUCAUCGUCAGCUGGCCAGAAGGUAUGCUGCUCAGCUCAAUGCUGCCCACAAGCGCACCCUUGAGCUUGAAAGUACAAUCGCCGACCUUGAGAAUGACCUUGCGAUGCGCGAAAAUCCCAGCGAGCCCUCCCUGAGGUCAAAACCGAGGAGCACACUAGCCUCCGCCGCGCCCGAGUUGAAAGAUGCACAAUCAACAUAUGCAGAGGCCUCCGCUCUCGCACCCGCUGGUGCCGAAGCAAAGAGGAUCGAAGCUGAGCGUCUUCUGGCGGAAACGAAACAGUCGCUGAACGCCAUCGUCGACAAUAUGCAGCGAGCCGCCGAGCAACGGGAAGCAACUUAUCAGCGUUCCACCAGCAACUUGGAGAAGAGACUUCAAGCCGCGCACAACGCCCACGCCGCACAGAAGCAAAUGGGCUGCUUUCCCGCCAUGGCUCCUAAAGACCCGCAGCUCGUGCAACAGCUCCAGAAUAUCACGCAGCAAAGAGACCACGCACUCGCCGAAUUGGCGUCGGCACGCGGUCAGCUGCAGACUGCUGUGUAUGAGAGUGGCUCGCUCCGAAUUCAGGUGGCGACACUGAAGCGCGAGGGAGAGGGAGAGAAGAGGAAGCUUGCUGAAGUGCAGGUUUCUUGUCAGAAGCUAGAUGCGGAGCUGAGUCGUGAGAAGAAGCGCAGGAUCGACGCCAAGUUCAUGUCGGGAGCAGAGGGCGAGAAGUGCAGGGGAUGUACCCGGGAGGUUAUUGACCUGGUCGGUGACGAUUGA
This is a messenger RNA of Recurvomyces mirabilis, 765 nucleotides long. RefSeq lists its product as uncharacterized. The record is from RefSeq and is a predicted model, not a curated record. The transcript has 3 exons. Bases 1 to 765 code for a protein of 254 amino acids. Lineage: Eukaryota; Fungi; Ascomycota; Dothideomycetes; Mycosphaerellales; Teratosphaeriaceae.